Messenger RNA from Arctia plantaginis, 1488 nucleotides. The record is from the annotation of a GenBank genome assembly. NCBI's taxonomy places the organism in Eukaryota, Metazoa, Arthropoda, Insecta, Lepidoptera, Erebidae.
AUGCUUAAUGAUGAUAAAAUGUGGCGCCGAUAUUUGAUGUGGUUUGCUCACGAACAUGUAGAUUUCCGACAUGCGGAAAUAAAUAGUAUAUUAUCAAUAUUUAAUAUACCAAUCAAAUACAUAGAACAACCGUCUGUACAAAAACCGUAUUGGAUAGUUGAAUUACCUACUGAAGAUUCUGUUAAGAAGAUCGCUUCAAGAUCUGUACUUGUCAAAUGCUGCAUUGAGCUUUGGUCGAGAGCUAAUACAGAGUCACAAUUACAUACAAACUUAAAGAAUUCUUUACAAAACAAGACAGGCAAAUGGGUGGUAGGUGAUGAUAAUAGCAAUUGUACGAGUGAUAAAUAUUUUUGUCCAAAAGAACUAAUAGAAUCAUGUUGUACAGCGAAAAAUUCGUUUAAAAUAGAAGUUGAGACAUUCUGCAAGCAUUUCACGUUGAAAGAAAAAGUAGAAAAGAUAGAGGGGUUCAGCUACUUACCGUUAGACGGUCCUGUAAAAUUAAAAAAUCCAGAUGUGACCUUAUCUUACUUGGAGUUUUAUGGAGUAGAUCCCAAUAAUGUUCCCGGGAAGCCCUAUGAUGUAUUUUUUGGAAAGUGGGUAGCAGAUGGACAGCGGGAAUUGAUCCAGACCCAUUCGCUGAAGAAGCGUCAGUUCAUUGGCAACACAAGUAUGGAUGCCCAGCUCUCGAUCAUAAUGGCGAACCAGGCGCAAGUGAGACCCGGAGAUUUGGUGCUUGACCCUUUUGUAGGGUCAGGGUCAUUGCUCGUGCCAGCUGCACAUUUCGGAGCACACGUUUGGGGUUCCGACAUCGACUUUAUGAUGCUGCAUUCCAGAACGCGUCCCACCCGUGUUGGACAAAAGGUUCGUACAAAAGAUGAGAGCAUACGCGGCAAUAUGAAGCAAUAUGGUAUUGAGUCCCAGUAUUUAGACGUGGUUGUUAGCGAUUUUUCAAUGCCUAUGUGGCGACCAGGAUUGAAGUUCGACGCUAUUAUUACCGACCCACCCUACGGUGUUCGGGAGCCUACAGAACGUAUUGGUAUAGAGCGCGAGAACUACACUUUAACCGAAGACCAUUUAGUGAACCAUAUCCCCGCCAAAGUGGAGUACGGUUUGCCUCACUUAUAUAGUGAUCUGCUCAACUUUGCCGCCACUCAUCUGCAGAUCGGCAGACGACUUGUAUGCUGGUACCCUUUAGUUAGAGAGGAAUACAACGAAGACCAACUACCGCGUCAUCCGUGCUUCGAACUGGUAUCGAACUCGGAGCAGGUGUUAUCCAAGCUGACGGCAAGGCGGCUUCUCACUUACCAGAAGGUGCAUGACGACGUGCCUCCUGUACCAAUCGAACCUAUCGCUAGGGCCUACAAUUUUAGAGAGAAGUACUUUUCCGUUGGUGAAGAAUCAAGACGGGAGAGAAAAGAGAGGAAAGCAGAAGAAUUGGCCACCAACCCUCUGUGGAGAGCAGCGAAGAAUCUGGACAGUGUAACAUGA